Molecule: messenger RNA, 753 nt
Organism: Solanum dulcamara
Lineage: Eukaryota; Viridiplantae; Streptophyta; Magnoliopsida; Solanales; Solanaceae
Exons: 2
Coding region: 1-753 (250 amino acids)
Biological process (GO): DNA integration
Molecular function (GO): nucleic acid binding
Source: RefSeq, a predicted model, not a curated record
AUGGCGGAUAUCAUAGAGGAGAGCGUAAUGCACAUAAGGGCAAUUAUCAGUGAUGGAGGGUCACACUUCAUAAAUCAAACAGUAAAGAAUCUCUUGGCUAAGUAUGGGGUGAGGCAUAAAGUUGCUACAACAUAUCAUCCUCAAACCAGUGGGCAAGUUGAGGUAUCCAACAGAGAGGUAAAGCAGAUAUUACAAAAGACUGUGAAUGCUCAAAUGAAAGAUUGGUCGGAAAAAUUAGAUGAAGCUCUUUGGGCAUACCGAACAGCAUACAAAACACCUAUUGGAACCUCCCCAUACCAAAUGGUAUUCGGUAAAGCGUGUCACCUACCAGUGGAGUUAGAAUAUCAAGCUUACUGGGCAAUCAAGAAGCUUAAUUUAAAUCCAGAGCUAGCAGGCCGGAAGAGGUUGAAUCAAUUGCACGAGUUGGAAGAGAUUAGGCUCCAUGCUUAUGAAAAUGCCAAGCUCUACAAGGAGAAAACAAAGCGAUGGCAUGACAAGCACAUCAUUACUUGCACUUUCGAACCAGGACAAAAGGUGCUCUUCUUCAAUUCUAGACUCAAGCUCUUCCCUGGAAAAUUGCGAUCCAAAUGGAGUGGACCUUUUGAGGUAGUGCGUACAAUGUCACAUGGAGCUGUGGAAUUGUGGAAUACAAUGAAAACGUCUACAUUCUUAGUAAAUGGACAAAGAGUAAAAAAUUACUUUGGUGAAGAUAUUAACUGGGAAGAGGAAGCCAUUGAACUGGCAAAUGAGUGA